AUGUUCUUCUCCGCGGCGCUCCGGGCCAAGGCGGCCGGUCUCACGGCCCAGUGGGGGAGACAUAUAAGGAAUUUACAUAAGACAGCAGUACAAAAUGGAGCUGGAGGAGCCUUAUUUGUGCACAGAGAUACUCCUGAGAAUAACCCAGAUACUCCAUUUGAUUUCACGCCAGAAAACUAUAAGAGGAUAGAGGCAAUUGUAAAAAACUAUCCAGAAGGACAUAAAGCAGCAGCUGUGCUCCCAGUCCUGGAUUUAGCCCAAAGACAGAAUGGAUGGCUGCCCAUCUCAGCUAUGAACAAGGUUGCAGAAGUUUUACAAGUACCUCCAAUGAGAGUAUAUGAAGUAGCAACUUUUUAUACAAUGUAUAAUCGAAAGCCAGUUGGAAAGUAUCACAUUCAGGUCUGCACUACUACACCUUGCAUGCUUCGAAACUCUGACAGCAUACUGGAGGCCAUUCAGAAAAAACUUGGAAUAAAAGUUGGGGAGACUACACCUGAUAAACUUUUUACUCUUAUAGAGGUGGAAUGUUUAGGGGCCUGUGUAAAUGCACCAAUGGUUCAAAUAAAUGACAACUACUAUGAGGAUCUGACACCUAAGGAUAUCGAAGAAAUUAUUGAUGAGCUUAAAGCUGGCAAAGUUCCAAAACCUGGGCCAAGGAGUGGACGCUUCUCUUGUGAGCCAGCUGGAGGUCUUACCUCUUUGACUGAACCACCCAAAGGACCUGGCUUUGGUGUGCAAGCAGGACUUUAAUUUAUAUUCAGCUGUAAAUAUUGUCACUGGAGAAAUAAAAAGGAAUCUCCUAUCUACAUAAAAAAAAA
Molecule: messenger RNA, 818 nt
Organism: Lutra lutra (Eurasian river otter)
Lineage: Eukaryota; Metazoa; Chordata; Mammalia; Carnivora; Mustelidae
Product: NADH dehydrogenase [ubiquinone] flavoprotein 2, mitochondrial-like
Biological process (GO): mitochondrial electron transport, NADH to ubiquinone
Molecular function (GO): NADH dehydrogenase activity
Source: RefSeq, a predicted model, not a curated record